Messenger RNA from Hibiscus syriacus, 1987 nucleotides. RefSeq names its product fructokinase-like 2, chloroplastic. The transcript is spliced from 5 exons. Gene Ontology annotation, cellular component: chloroplast nucleoid. Gene Ontology annotation, biological process: etioplast organization; plastid transcription; chloroplast organization. Lineage: Eukaryota; Viridiplantae; Streptophyta; Magnoliopsida; Malvales; Malvaceae. The coding region runs from base 120 to 1859 and encodes 579 amino acids. The record is from RefSeq and is a predicted model, not a curated record.
ACCCUGGAGCAUGAGUUCCCUCAAUCCUUUCUUUCAUUUCCAAUCUUAAACCCCCAACAACAAACAACGUUCCCUCUAUUUUACAUGCUUUGUUUAGCUUCAAUUUAGGAGAGAUAACAAUGGCAUCCCUUUCUUUCCCUCCUUUUCACUCACUUUCCAGGUGGAAGUCGAAUCCAAUUUGUUUCCCGGUGCGUCCUCUGGAUUUCUGCUUGCGGUACAAGUGCUGUCUCUCGGCCAAGAAAAAUGCUGACAUUUUUUCUCAAGAGGAACCUAGUGAAAACAGAGCAGUUGUUGAGAAGAAGACUUUGGGAACUACUCGACGGACUGCAACACGAAGUAGGAAGAAAGCAAAAGACGAAGUGCUCGAUGAAACUGGUUCUGAUAACAAGGAAAGCGCGUCUGCUUCAAGUGAAGAUAAAAAUAAAACCUCCAGGAGGACUAGAAAGAAAGUGCCAUCGGCUUCUACUACUACCAAGGAAACAAAACCAGAGAAAAAGGUGAGGAGGAGAAGGACAACGAAGAAGGGUGAUGAUAAAGAAGUGCACCAAAGUGAAACUGAAAUUAGUGACAUGGAGGAUUCGGCUCUAGUGCCAAAUGUGGGUGAUGAGAGUGAGGAAGACCUUGAAUUGAGCAUAGAUGAAGGUGAAGAUAUUAGUUUCACCUACGGAUGGCCUCCGCUCGUUUGUUGCUUCGGAGCUGCACAGCAUGCCUUUGUUCCUUCCGGAAGGCCAGCCAACAGACUUGUAGAUUACGAAAUUCAUGAGAGAAUGAAAGAAGCACGAUGGGCACCUGAAAAAUUCGUUAGGGCACCCGGGAGUUGCGCUGGCAGUGUCGCUCUUGCUCUUGCUAAGCUGGGUGGUAAAGUAGCCUUCAUGGGAAAGCUCGGUGAUGAUGACUAUGGUCAGGCCAUGCUAUGGUACUUAAAUGUGAACAACGUUCAAACACGAUCGGUUCAAAUUGAUAGUAAAAGGCCAACAGCUAUGUCACAGAUGAAAGUUAGCAAGAGAGGUCGCCUGAGAAUGACUAAUCUUAAAUCAUGCGCCGAGGAUUCUCUUUCCAAAUCCGAGAUCAAUAUCGACGUGCUUAAAGCGGCGAAAAUGUUCUACUUCAGCACACAUUCUCUUCUCGAUCAUAACAUGAGAUCAACUACGUUGAGAGCUAUCAAGAUUUCCAAGAAAUUAGGAGGCGUUAUUUUCUACGAUGUAAACCUUCCACUGCCACUUUGGCGGUCCGAUGAAGAGACCAAAAUGUUCAUAAAAGAAGCAUGGAACCUUGCUAAUGUUAUUGAGGUUACUAAGCAAGAACUGGAGUUUUUGUGUGGAAUAAAGCCUACGGAAGAAUUUGACACCAAGAACAAUGCGAGCUCGAAAUUUGUCCAUUAUGAUCAUGAAGUGGUUGCACCACUUUGGCAUGAGAAUCUCAAGACUUUGUUUGUAACAAAUGGGACUUCCAAGAUACACUAUUACACUAAAGAGCAAAAUGGUGCAGUGCAUGGGAUGGAGGAUGCCCCCUUAACCCCCUUCUCGCAAGAUAUGUCGGCAUCUGGAGAUGGCAUCGCUGCAGCCCUCCUGAGAAUGUUAACGGUUCAGCCAGAUCAGCUUACUAAUAAAGGAUACUUGGAACACACACUUAAGUAUGCAAUUGACUGUGGGGUCAUAGACCAAUGGAUAGUUUCGUGUACACGGGGCUGCCCUCCGAGGGAAGGUAUUGAAGAAGAAGAAGAAGAAGAAACAGAAGUAGACACAGUCCCUGAUCCAAAUGGCAUAAGAUCGAUAACGGAAAGGGAAUACCGCACACUAGUGGAAACCGCAGAUAUAUCGGAACAUGGCACUAUGUUGGAAUCGGUAAGAAUAUCAUAGAUGCAAUUCUGAUUCGUAUAGUUCAUUUCAUUUUAUGCCUUCUGAAAGUAUCUUCUCAACUUGGAAGCCAAAUUUUGAAUGAAUGAAGUCUGCUCGAGCUUGUUUUUUUGUAAAAACUGAGCAUGUUU